Messenger RNA from Ostrea edulis (European flat oyster), 1178 nucleotides. Its product is annotated as COMM domain-containing protein 6-like. Bases 540 to 779 code for a protein of 79 amino acids. Lineage: Eukaryota; Metazoa; Mollusca; Bivalvia; Ostreida; Ostreidae. Gene Ontology annotation, molecular function: NF-kappaB binding. The record is from RefSeq and is a predicted model, not a curated record. The transcript is spliced from 4 exons.
GCGGAAGGUAGGAAAUUCGAAAUAUUGUAAGGAAAGUGAUUUAUGAUCACUAUCUGUAGAUCUUUUCGAUCUGAAUAUCAGUAAAAAUGUCCGCUCAAAGGACUCCAUGAAAAGUAACUUGUGCAGCAGUAUUCCACAUAAAUUGCACGGGAAUAUAUAUAUUCUAUUUAUUUUAGAAAAAUUUAUCACAGGUGCUUGGGUCAUAACAUGUGAAUACAGUUAUACACAUCUAAACUUAUACAUAUGUAAAUAAUCGUUGUUUAUUUACACAUGUAUAAGGUUAGAUGUGUAUGCAUAUGUUGAGACUCAAACACCUGUUAGACUGUGAAGUGGACAGCAUACUGUCAAGGCCAGGGCUAGAUUAUCUAGGUAUAUUGAAGGCACUGUAUGAAUUAACGCUUGUUAUUCCUACGUAGGACUAGCCUAACACAUCGUUCAAUAUCAUAGCGCUACCGAUCCCUAUGUAGCCCAGGUUCAUUUCUUGAACGCAGCCCUGUCCACUUCCUUAAAGAGAAUAGGGGAAAGAAGAAUGCUCAGGUAUGGAUUUGGCAGACAGGGCAUUAACAGCUGGAGAGCUUGUUGACAUGAAAUGGAAGUUAGGAGUAGCAGUUAGUAGUGAUGAGUGCAAAUCGUUAAACUCGCCAUUUGUUACCAUGACACUGAGAGUUGCUGAUUCUUCGGGGAAAAUAUCGACACACACUAUAGAGAUGACAGUGACACAGUUUCAGCAUUUUUCACAGCAGAUGAAGGAAAUGGCCUCUAGAAUGGAGAUGGUUUGAGAGAAUCAGAUGCAGUACUCACAGGAAAAUAGGAUGACCAUACCUAGAUUUGUGACAAGAGAAGUGAUGAUAAACACAUAGUAAAUAGGAUCUUGAUAAACACAUGUAUUACCUCAAAAUCCAAAAAUAUCAAGAUCAUUGUUAGAAGAUUGAUUGGAUGAACUUUGUGAAAGAAUGAAAUCUUUUAACCUCAAUGAAAUUAGAUCUGAUUAGUGGAUUUUUGUAGAUCUGAAUGAAAGGCAUAGUGUAUCAUUUAUAAAUUAUUAUUUACUUGUAGCUUAUAUUUAUUUAUCUAAUCAUUCAUCAUGAAAUGUCAUUAAUAUUUGAAAGAAGUUACAAUUUCGAAAUUAUAAUAAAAUAAGUCAUUAAUUGGAUUAUAUUGAUAAAUUUUGAACUGAA